Molecule: messenger RNA, 222 nt
Organism: Iphiclides podalirius (scarce swallowtail)
Lineage: Eukaryota; Metazoa; Arthropoda; Insecta; Lepidoptera; Papilionidae
Source: the annotation of a GenBank genome assembly
AUGCCGCUAUUCUCCAACCAAAUUUUACCAGGGUCACAGUAUCGUAAAAUCCCUGAAAGUGAUGAUUUCCACGUGCUUAGGAACCAGGCAUUAGACCCACCGUCGCAGCAUCAACGGUGCGAGUUGCUAAGGCGCAACUCCCCAUCGAUUGCAGAGAACAGGGAGAGUUGCGGCACCACUACUACCCUCAACCUUUCCAGCGCACCUUCCUCGCUCGCACGG